AUGGAGAGUACUCGUGGUGGACGGGGCCGGGGGUGCGGAACCUCAAAUGAAGGAGGAAAUCGGGAACCAAUGCCUGGACCUAAUCCCGAACCUGGAAUGGACCCUAACAUUCAGGUAGCUGCCGCUAUCCAACGUAUGACUGACCUUUUGGCUCAUGUAGUAGAACAUCAGGGCCAAAAUCCUAUUCAUCAGUCGGGCAAUCCUGGUAAUCACGUAGAGGGUGAGGAUAGAGCUCUCGAACGAUUUCAGAAGUUCUCGCCACCGAAAUUCCUUAGAGGACCAGACCCUGAUGUGGCCGAGAGGUGGCUCGAGAAGAUGAUUGAUAUUUUUUCCGUGCUACACUAUACUAAGGAGCGACAGGUCACAUUUGCUGUCUUCCAAUUGGAGGGAGCAGCCCAUUCUUGGUGGAAUAUCAUAAGACUGAAACGGGAAAGAGAACAAACCCCAAGGACGUGGGUGAAUUUCAUGAGAGAAUUCAAUACGAAGUAUUUUCCACCUUUGAUCCAGGAGAAGAAAGAAGAUGAGUUUAUUAGACUUCGGCAGGGAACUCAAACUAUCGCCGAAUAUGAGAUCCAGUUUACCAGAUUGUCUAAAUUCUCUCCCGAACUAAUCGUGACUGAGCAACAGAGGAUACGGCGUUUUGUCCAAGGUUUAAACGUUGAGAUUCAGAAGGACCUGGCUGUAGCCCAACUCAACGCCUUUAGUGAUGCAGUAGAGAAAGCUCAACGAAAAAGGGGAUUUCUUGGAAGUAGCUCAGAGCAAGGGGAUAGGGGUACGCCUCCUAAGAUUGGAAGGGGCAACGGCGGAGUACAACUACCAGGGAUGUCACGUGGUGCCUCACAGAGAGGCUCAGUCUCCGCUUCCCGUGGUCCCUGCAGGUACUGUGGGAAAUCGAAUCACACGGAGGAUGUCUGCUAG
This is a messenger RNA of Coffea arabica (coffee), 918 nucleotides long. Lineage: Eukaryota; Viridiplantae; Streptophyta; Magnoliopsida; Gentianales; Rubiaceae. The record is from RefSeq and is a predicted model, not a curated record.